AUGCCUAAAUUGCAAGUUUCGGCUCAGGAUGAGCAAAAGGCGUUCGAGGCCGAGGUCGCUACAAUUGAGAAGCAAUGGUCCUCUUCAAGGCAAUCGCAUCUGAAAAGACCAUAUGAUGCUCAAACAAUUGCUGCACUCCGAAACACCAUCCCAGCACAAUCCUCAUCGUCCUCGACUCAAGCCGUGAAGCUAUGGAACCAAUUACAGGAACACAACAAGAAUGGCACCACUGAGCUUACGUUCGGAACGACCGACCCUGUGGCCGUUUCCCAGAUGGCCAAGCACCAACAAACGGUCUAUGUCUCUGGAGCAUUGUGCGGCUUCUCUGAAGUAGCCAUACCGGGCAUGGAUCACGCAGACUAUCCUUGGGACACGGUACCUAAAGUCGUAGCAAAGAUCUUCAAAUCACAACUUUGGCACGACCAGCGGCAAAAGCAAUUCCGGCUGCGACACCCCGUGGAGGAGCGAGACGGACUCGAGAAUUGGGACUACCUUGCGCCUAUCGUUGCAGAUGGCGACAUGGGUUUCGGUAGCCUCACGAGUACCAUGAAGAUGGCUAAGGAAUUUGUCGAGGCCGGCGUCGCCAUGAUCCAUAUUGAUGACCUGGCCAUUGGUAUGAAGAAAUUUACCAUCGGUCAGGGCAGGACCGUGGUUCCUACAAGCGAGUACUUGGACCGAUUGACGGCGGUCCGCAUGCAGUUCGAUAUCAUGGGUACUGAGACUCUGUUGCUCUGCCGAUGUGACACAGAUCAUUCUGAGUUUAUCACAAGUGUCGCUGACGAACGGGACCAUGAGUAUGUUCUGGGUGCCACAAAAGACGUCGAACCUUUACAAAAGUGUCUUGCACAAGCCCAGGCUGAGUCAAAAGACCUUAAGGCUGCACGAGAGGACUGGAAGAAACGAGCUAGCCUGAAAACAUUCGAUGAAGCAGUGGAAGCUGUAGCGACCAAGGAGGAAUUGGAGUCUUACAAGUCCGAGAUACUCCAGGAGAAGUUCAGAUCACUGUCCACGCGUCGAAAGAUUGCCCAGAAGAUAGUGAAGCAAGAGGUGGUAUUUGACUGGGAACUUCCGAGGUCAUCAAUGGGCCAGUACAUGUUCAAGUCCUCGGUCAAAGCUGUUGUGGAGCGUGCCCUUGCAGCUGCUACGCUCGGCGAUGUUACUUGGGCUCGAAUGGACUCGCCCGUGUGGAAAGAUAUCGUCGAAUUCCAUACCGAGAUCCGAAAGGUCUUCCCUGACAGGCUUUUUGCCUUCGGUUACACGGGCGAUUAUGAUUUUGGAAAGGCUGGCUUUUCCGACGAACAAGUGAAGACUCUUCCGUGGGAUCUCGCCAAGAUGGGAAUUGUGUGGCAGGUGCAGCCCAUCUGGAGUUUGCAAGGGUUGAACCUAGUCACAGAACAGUUUGCUAAACUCUGGCAAGAAGAAGGUAUUGCUGGAUACUUGCGAACUGUACAAGGUCCUGCUUUGAGCACGAAGCCGAUGACUGAUGGUUUUGAGAAACUGAGUUACUGUGGCGGUUAUCUGGCUGACGCAUUUUUCGAAACUGUCGCUGGAGAGACGAUUGUAGAGAAGGGCAAGGCUCUGAACUUCCAAAGGCAUUGA
This is a messenger RNA of Aaosphaeria arxii CBS 175.79, 1599 nucleotides long. RefSeq names its product Phosphoenolpyruvate/pyruvate domain-containing protein. The transcript has 2 exons. Bases 1 to 1599 code for a protein of 532 amino acids. The record is from RefSeq and is a predicted model, not a curated record. Gene Ontology annotation, biological process: carboxylic acid metabolic process. Lineage: Eukaryota; Fungi; Ascomycota; Dothideomycetes; Pleosporales. Gene Ontology annotation, molecular function: isocitrate lyase activity.